Emiliania huxleyi CCMP1516 is the source of this 1605-nucleotide messenger RNA. RefSeq lists its product as hypothetical. The record is from RefSeq and is a predicted model, not a curated record. The transcript is spliced from 5 exons. The coding region runs from base 1 to 1605 and encodes 534 amino acids. Gene Ontology annotation, molecular function: DNA binding; DNA-directed DNA polymerase activity. Gene Ontology annotation, biological process: double-strand break repair via nonhomologous end joining. Lineage: Eukaryota; Haptophyta; Isochrysidales; Noelaerhabdaceae. Gene Ontology annotation, cellular component: nucleus.
AUGCAGCUCGGCGUCGGCGAAGUCGUCCGAAUCUUCGGCCUCACCUCGGAUAAGGGCCGCGAGCUCAACGGUCGCGAGGCGACAGUCCUCACGGUCGGAGACCGGUGCCACGUCGAGCUGGCUGGCGGCGACGCUGUGUCAGUCCGGAAUUGCAACCUGGUCCGCGCCGGCGAGUACGAUUCGGACGACGGGUGGAACGUCGGCCGUGUCGCGAAACGGCAGCGGACAGAGCCGGGCAGCGCCAGCAGCUCGGGAAGCUCGAGUACAGCGCUCGCGGCCUCCAGCGCUGCGCCCUCGCCAGCCGGAGUGAGCGAGGAGGGCGCCGUCUGGCUCGUGCUCUCGUCCUACUCCUUUCCCGAGGGCUGCGCGUGCGUCGCAAACGCUCCCAUCGCCGCCGCCUUCCGCUCGCUCGAAAAGUUUGAGGUAUCGGUCCAGUGCGAUGACGAUGCGAGUGAGGAGAGGCACUUCAAUUCGGAGGCGCUGCUCUACUCGCGCGCCGCCGCGGUGGCCGCUGGCGUGCCCUUCCCGCUCUCGCAGUGGAUGCCCCUCGGCAAAAGUGGAUUUGCGUACCAGAUCCUCUCCUCGGGCAGCUGCGAGGCGCUGGCCAAGUUCGAGAGCGGCCGUCCGCCCACCGGCUCGGACAACGCGCUGCGCCUCAAGAACGAGGCUGGUCGCUCGAUGGGGUCGGCGCCCGAGAAGCGGCAGCUCGGCAAGGUGUUCGGCCUCGGAGCGAAGACCGCCAUCGACCUCGUCGAGGCGGCGGUGAGUGUCUUCACCGCUGCUGGGUGCCCUCCUCUGCUCCGCCUGGGCUCGCUGCUCGCCUCGCUGCGCCACUUUGACGAGCUGCAGGAGCCGGUCAGCGAGGCGGAGGCGCUCGAGAUGCGGAGGCACGCGGAUUUCAUGGGCGGCUCUCGCACGCGCGGCCGCGCGGGCCACGAUGUGGACUUGCUGCUCUGGCACGCGACGGAGCCAAACAGCUGGGGCGAGGGCGAGGAGGCGUGCGUGCUGCUCCCGCUGCUGCGCGAGCUGCUGCUGCCGGCUGGCGGCGCGACCGGCCCCGGCCUGCUCCCCAAGGAGGAGGCGAGGCUGCAGCUCGUCCGCCGGCCGCACGCCGAGAAGCAGCGGCGUGACGCCGACGGCGCGCGCGCCUACCUGCCUCGGCGCAAGGCGGCGGCGGCGAGGGACCGUGGCUCGGACAUACUACACGGGGACUGGCACGACAAGGCGUAUGGCAUCUGGCGCAAUACUGCUGGCCGACACCGUCGGAUAGACAUCGUCGUGGUCGCGUUCCCGGACGAGCUGCCGUACGCGCGACUGACUUGGACCGGCUCGCGGACCCUCAACCGGCUCCUCCGCCACCGCGCGAUCCAGCUGGGGCUGCACCUCACCGCAAACGGCCUCACCGCCCACCCGCCCGCGGGCCGAGGCCGGCAGGAGACGACGGUCGUGCUCGACGCGAGGCCGGGCCGAGAGAGGGUGGAGGUGGCGCUGGUGGGGCACGCGCCGGUCCCCGACUGCACGAGCGAGGAGGAGGUGCUGAGGGUGCUCGCGGGAGGCACGGACGCCUUUGCGGGCAUAUACGACCCGCUGAUGCGGAAUGCGUGA